Amaranthus tricolor (Joseph's coat) is the source of this 2198-nucleotide messenger RNA. Its product is annotated as vacuolar-processing enzyme. The record is from RefSeq and is a predicted model, not a curated record. The coding region runs from base 421 to 1914 and encodes 497 amino acids. The transcript has 9 exons. Gene Ontology annotation, biological process: vacuolar protein processing. Gene Ontology annotation, molecular function: cysteine-type endopeptidase activity. NCBI's taxonomy places the organism in Eukaryota, Viridiplantae, Streptophyta, Magnoliopsida, Caryophyllales, Amaranthaceae.
UUUUGUCCAAUUUUAUAAUCGAAUUCGAUUUGACUCGACUUAAAUAUAAUUUACAUUUAUGAAAAAACAAUAUGAAUACAAAAUCUGAUAUCAAACCCACCAAAAAAACUCUGACCCAAAAAUAACUCGAUCGCUCAAAUCAACAACUCUAGUUCCAUCCCACGCAAUAAAAAGAUAAAAAGAAACAAAUGAAUACACUCAACAGAAAACGUAAGUCCAAGAGUAACACAUGCUUCACACAGGCCAAUUCCCAAGACUCUUCACUUCCCUCACGUGUCAAUUCCUCCUUUUGCAUGGCUUUUUGCCUUCUUCCUCCUCUCAUCUCUUUACUUUCUUCUUCAUAUAACCACAUCCCUAAUUUCCUUGAACUUCAAAUGCUUGCUUUCAUUUCUUAGCUUCAUCUCAUCAGUUUCUAAUUCGAUGGCUACUCUGAAAUCAACCUUAGGUAUUCUUGCAGUGUUAGCCUUUCUAACUCUUGAAAUUCUAUGCAUUUCUUGUGAAGCAUAUAGGCCAUGGGAGAUGAACAUUCGAUUGCCUUCUGACAAGAAAGAAAUACAAAAGGAAAAAGUAAAUCAAGCAGAAGCUCAGAAGGAUUCUGGUACUAGGUGGGCUCUUCUUGUUGCUGGUUCUCAAGGUUUUGGUAAUUACAGGCAUCAGGCAGAUGUUUGUCAUGCAUAUCAGAUAUUAAAGAAAGGAGGAUUGAAAGAUGAGAAUAUAGUAGUGUUUAUGAAUGAUGAUAUUGCUAAUAACCCCCUUAAUCCAAAGAAAGGUGUGAUUAUCAAUAGCCCUAAAGGUGAAGAUGUAUAUGCUGGUGUUCCUAAGGAUUAUACAGGGGAGCAAGUAACUGCGGAGAACAUGUAUGCAGUGCUUCUCGGUAACAAGAGUGCUGUGAAAGGUGGCAGUGGAAAGGUCAUCGAUAGCAAACCAAAUGACAGGAUCUUUGUAUACUACUCCGAUCAUGGGGGUCCUGGUGUGCUAGGUAUGCCCAAUUUACCAUACGUGUAUGGUAAGGACUUCAUUGAGGUUUUGAAAAAAAAGCAUGCUUCAAAAGGCUACAAGGAAAUGGUAAUGUAUAUUGAAGCUUGUGAAAGCGGAAGUGUUUUUGAGGGAUUGAUGCCUGAAGAUCUGAAUAUAUAUGUUACAACUGCGUCCAAUGCCGAAGAAAGUAGCUAUGGAACUUAUUGUCCUGGUAUGGACCCUGCACCGCCUGCUGAAUUCACGACGUGCUUAGGGGAUUUAUAUAGCAUAGCCUGGAUGGAGGACAGCGAGACGCACAAUUUGAAGAAAGAAACCAUCACCCAACAAUAUGAGAAGGUAAAGGCAAGAACGUCAAAUUUCAACACCUACGCGGCUGGAUCCCAUGUGAUGGAGUACGGAAAUAAAAGCAUUAAACCAGAGAAAGUGUAUCUAUACCAAGGUUUUGAUCCAGCGACUGUGAACCUUCCCGCUAAUAGUUUGCCUCUUGAUAUUACGUUAGGUGUCGUAAAUCAGCGAGAUGCAGACAUUCUCUUCCUCUGGAAAAUGUUUGAAAGAUCAAAAGACAAACCAGAGGAGAAGCAUAAAAUCCUUACAGAGAUAACUGAGACAACGAAACAUAGAACUCACCUCGACAGUAGCAUCGAACUGAUUGGAAAACUCCUGUUUGGACUAAGCAAUGGCCCUUCCAUUUUAAGUGCAAAACCAAAACCGGGUUCGCCUCUUGUCAAUGAUUGGGAUUGCAUGAAAUCAAUGGUUCGGACUUUUGAGAAAGAAUGUGGUUCUUUAACUCAAUACGGCAUGAAACAUAUGCGAGCCUUUGCUAACAUUUGCAACAAGGGGAUUUUACUGUCUGAAAUGGAGGAAGCUUGCAUUGCAGCAUGCAGUUGGCGCAACGGAGGGCAAUGGCAUCCUUCGUUCUACGGUUAUAGUGCUUAAUUGAUAAUUUGCCCUUUAAUCUGCAAUGUAUGUGCAAAAGGCCUACAGUAGUCCUAUAUAUUAUUGUAGUCCUACAUAUUGUUGUAUUAUAUGUGUCGUAUAUGUAGUUUGUAUUCUAAGCUCCGCUUGCGUUUGUUUGGACUUGUAAAACAAAGCUGAGGGUUUGUUCAUGAUUGCUGUAGCCAUCAAUCGUAAUGGUAAUUGUUAGUCGUAAUAGUAGUUUGUUAAAUUACUCGAACCGUUUAGUUUAUCCAAUAUAAAGUACCAUGUCGAAUUCUCGACAU